UGCUCCGCGGUCGCGGGCGGCCCCGCCGGGAGGGGUGAGCGGAGGGAGGCGGGGCGGGAAGGCAGAGGUGUCUCCUCCACCCGAGCGGCGGGAGACCCGAGCAAGCCCGGUGACAGCUCGUCGGCCGCCAUGUCAGCGAGAGGGGCUGGAAACAGCCCCGGCGCCCAGCGGUAGACCCCCCCGUUUCGCCUCUAAUUCCCAGAUAUGGAAGGACUUUGAUGAAACUUACAUGACUCCACAAAAGAUGCUCUAAUGGAUGACAGUGAGCUGCCUGCAGGUGAACUUCAGAUAGAACCACAAGAUGGGUGUCAUCCCGGUGGCAGCGUGGGAAGUGUAGGGUCACGCCUGCCUUCUGCGUCCGAUGAGAAUGAAAAUCAGCUCGACGGCUGUGGGCAGGACCGCCUGACCCGCAGUGACGGUGCCAUGGGCAAACCCGCAGCGACGGAGCAGGACAGUCUCAACAACAAUGCGGGCUGCACCCCCCUCUGUGAGGCGGCCGCAGGUGAGACCUCAGGAAACACGGCUUGGGAAGGCCCCGGAGAUGGGCAGGACUGCUUGGGAAAGGACAGAACAACGCCUGGAAAGAGAAGCUCAAGUACCAAGACAGGCCCGGCGAGGAAGAUCCCACCAGGACGUUCCUCGGGAGAUGCCGCACCGUUACUGCGAGAAGAGGUGCGGAGUGCAGCCACCCGUGCUGACGGUGAGGAGGAGUCCGCCGAAGGAAACGCUCACGACCAACCGGAAGCCCCGGCGCUCGCUUUGCAGUCUCUGUUCUCACUGAUCCGAGGUGAAGUGGAGCAGUUGGACUCGCGAGCACUUCCCCUUUGCCUCCAUCAGAUAGCGGAGUCCUAUUUCCAGGAGGAGGACUAUGAGAAAGCAAUGAAAUUCAUUCAGCUUGAACGACUGUAUCAUGAGCAAUUGCUUGCAAAUCUUUCUGCUAUUCAAGAACAAUGGGAAACAAAAUGGAAAACUGUACAGCCACGUGCAGUCACGUCUCCAAGGAAUUCAGAGAAGGGAUUUAAUGGUGAAGAUUUUGAACGGCUUACCAAAUUUUGCGCAACACAUCAAGAUCCUCUUUCGUCCACAUACAAGACGGCAGCUGCGGAGACGGCCCUGGGGAGGGAGCGCGUGGCCGAGGCGGCGGUGUCUGCGGGUCCCCAGGGAAGCGGAGCGGCAGCCCCGGCGCCGGAGAGUGGAGCUGGGCCUGGCAUGGAGCCGAGUGGAGAGAGCCAGCAGAGGGAGGAGGCCCCGGGGAGCGGGCCCUGCGGCGGCCAGCACCGCACCGAGGAGCCGCUGCGCAGCGCCGCCGCCCCGGAGCUCCCGGCCCAGCCCGCCCAGCCCGCCGGCGCGGCCGGGCCCCUCUGUCCCCAGAGCGCCGGGGAGGCCGGCGAGGACAGCAGCCGCCCGCAGCCGGCUCCCCCGGAGGCCCGCGGAGCUGCGGCCGAGGUCGAGGUGCCCCCUUGCAGCGGGGCAGUGACGGCGCCCCCGGCGUCAGCGGGCUCCGAGCAGACAGCCCCUGCCCCGGAGGCUCCCUGCGCACCGGGGGCUCCCUCCGCACCGGCCCCCCCCAGGAAGGAGCUCCAGUUGCCGCUGGCGGACGCUUCCGAGGCGUGGCCCGCAGACCCACCCGCGCCCCGGGAACUGAAGGAGCCGCGGCAGCCCGACCCCGCGGGCAGGGAUGGGGCGUCACCGCGGGGGCCGGCUGCCCCCCAGCGCCCUGCCAGGGGCCCCGGCGAGGAUGCGCCGGCGGCUGAGCGGAGGGCAGGGCUUCCGGAGGGGCGCAGGGCCCCCGAGGGGCGGGGCGGCCCGGACCACCGCGUCAGCCGGGAGGCGGAGGACUACCUGAGCCGCCUGCUGGAGGGGUGCCUCCGGGGCGCGGAGGAGGAGGAGGAGGAGGAGGACCCGGACCUCCCGGACCUGUCCCCCGACGAGGCCUCCUACAGCCUCCAGGACGACCUGCCCUCCGACGGCAGCCUGUCCCCCGACGACCUGGCGCGGAGGAUCGAGAUCGCGGAGGUUGUUCCUGCUGCAGGACUGGUCUCCAUAUUAAAGAAGAGGAAUGACGCUGUAGGAGACCACCCUGCCCAGAUGCAGCAGAAACCGUCCAAGCGGAGAGUGAGGUUCCAGGAAAUAGACGAUAACUUGGACCAGGAUGAGGCUGGCAGUGGCUCCUGCCUUUUGCUGGUCUUGCUGUGCAUAGCAACGGUUCUCCUCAGUGUCGGAGGGACCGCGCUGUACUGCGCUUUUGGGGACCUGGAGUCCCCCGUGUGCACGGACUUCGCCCACAACGUGGACUUCUAUUACACGAAGCUGCUGCAGGGGAUGGCGGGGCUGAAGCACUGGGUGUACCUCUCCUAGCGCACCAGCUGCGAGGACCAGAGGGACGCUUUCUCGAAGGCUUCUAUUUGGGGAGUUGUGGAAGGCGCGCCCCCUUCCCCCGGCGGCGAGGAGCCGCAGCAACAGCAGCUUCCAAAGGCGAUCCAGAGGGGCUCGGAACCAUCCCCGCAGGAAGCAGAGGUGGACUGCGCAGCGUGGGUGCGAGGGAUGCCUGCGGGAGCAUGCCAGGCCCUGCUCUGGCCUCCGCAGCGGCUGCCCUGAGCCCAGUUAAACAGGGAAGGGUCACAGCCACAUGGCGUCAACUGUCUCGUCGAGCUAACCCUUCGAGGACACUGGUUUCCACCAGUUGGCCCAAAGACAUUGCUUCCGGCCAUCGCGCAAUAAGUGUGGGUGUGAUCAGAAGGAGUCGCCUUCGGUGUCCUGUCUGUUCAGCUAGCCUGGAGCGCUGCGGGCUUUGUGCGUCAUUUCUGUUUGUGAGAACAUUCUGUUCUCCGUUUGUGAAACGGUGGUGUGGACGUGCGUGUCUGCGUGGGUGCGUGCAUGUGUUUCCGUUCAUCAGAAGCAAAUAACCCAGCGCACAACAACAAAAAAUGCCCUUUAUUCUUCUAACGACUAUAGAUGUGCAGGCACAACUCUUCAGAGCAGGUUUAACUGUGGAACAGAGCGGCUGUAGGGAUCUUGGCCCUGAAAUGAGAAACGGUGACAGAUCUGCGACAAUUAACUUGAUUAACAAGCCGGGAAUUAAUUACAGACCUGGAGGUGAAAUUAAAGAGCUCCCUCUGAGUCUCAGGCAAGCAGUUUGAUCAUGGAUUCGACGCCUCGUGGAGUGUGAUGACCGCGGGACUCAAUCCAGCAAACACUUAUUGAGCACUUACCAGGUUCUGAGUCUUUAGAACUAAAAUGCAAAGAUAAUGAGAUACCAGUUCCUGCUCUGGAUGUUUUCAUCCUGGCCUUACGUUAAAAAAAAAAAAAAAUACUUCGGCAAAUGAAAUGAAAUCACCACAUAACGCAGUGUUACCAGGUCAUGCAUUCCGAGGUUUGAAUGUACAUUCAUGUCACAGGCUCGAUUUAGUCCUUUUAUGGGGUCAUUAAGCAAAAAUUCCAUCAUGUCUUAACUAAGCCAAUGUCUGAAUUUUGUUUAAAUCUGUCGGUUACGUGGCAUUUCCUUUUCUAAGGUCUGUCAUUUACGAAGCCUCGCUGUGGCUUUUUAUAACAUAGGCAGCAUUUUAAAAGAAACAGAACAUGAAUUAUAGUUUUUUAGCGAGUGAUCAUUGCUUCAUGUUUGUUUUCCUGUCAGAAUCACGUGAAAGAAAAAGGGAGAAGUUACUUCCUGGUUGUUACUGGCUGGUACAGUACCCCUCCGUGUUCUGCUUAUUUAUUUAGAUGAUGUGAGUUUCGAAGGGCUUUUUAUAUGUGUUGAAAGUGUGUUUUUGAGCAUGCCUUCGGUUUUCCCAAUGUAGAUAUUUAAUUACUGUGUACUUAGUAUUUCGAUUUCCUAUCAAUUCAGUUUCUCAUGUUUUUAAGCUUAUUUUUAAACUGAUGUUAGAUUUUCACUCAUAAUACUGUUUGACUUGUCUCAUGUCACCAUAAACUGUAAUAUUUUCAAGGA
Eptesicus fuscus (big brown bat) is the source of this 3946-nucleotide messenger RNA. It is a transcript of the gene CNST, whose product is annotated as consortin, connexin sorting protein. Lineage: Eukaryota; Metazoa; Chordata; Mammalia; Chiroptera; Vespertilionidae. The record is from RefSeq and is a predicted model, not a curated record. Gene Ontology annotation, cellular component: transport vesicle; trans-Golgi network; plasma membrane. The coding region runs from base 253 to 2358 and encodes 701 amino acids. Gene Ontology annotation, molecular function: connexin binding. The transcript is spliced from 12 exons. Gene Ontology annotation, biological process: positive regulation of Golgi to plasma membrane protein transport.